AUGGCCCGUCCCGGUUUGCCCGACGAGCGGACCCCGUUGAAGAGAGAUUCUGAAGUAUCUACUCAGCCCACGGUUGCUGGAAAAGCUUCUGAUGCCCGCCUCGACACCCAUGAGCACUAUGAGUUUGGUGGACCUGUUGGAGUGGCAGCCAUGAUGGCUUUCUUCCCCCCUAUGAUGUACUACUUCUGGAUCUGCCUUAGAUUCUACAAUGGGUCGCUCGUGCACCCUGACUCUCUCAGCGACAUCGGGCCAUUUUUCUGUCGUAUGUGGCAGCAUAUUUGUCAGGAUGCAGCCCCAACCCUUAGGGCGUGGCUAAUCUACACUGGCCUUAUGGCUUUCGAGCUUGCGUUGGCGUUUAUUAUGCCCGGAUACAAGCAAGAAGGCCUACCAGUACCAUCUCUUGGAUAUAAGACCUUAACGUAUCAUUGCAAUGCCCUGUGGUCUUUCUAUGCAACUCUCAUGGCCAGCGCUGCGUUGCAUAUAACCGGUAUCUUCAGACUUACUCAGAUAAUCGACCACUUCGGCGAAAUUAUGACAGUUGCAAUUAUAUACGGGUUUCUGCUUUCGUUUAUUGUCUAUGGCGUGACCAUUGGACUCGGCAAACAGAUGCGAAUGUCAGGAAAUUUCUUCUACGAUUUCUGGAUGGGCGCUUGUCUUAACCCUCGUUUGGGCAUUGUCGAUCUGAAGAUGUGGGCCGAAGUUCGCAUCCCAUGGGUCUUGCUGUUCCUUAUCGCUGUAUCCGGUGCAUGCAAGCAGUACGAUACUUACGGUUAUAAUAUGGCAUUCAUGGUCCUUGCUACUGGGCUCUAUAUUAACGCUUGCGCCAAGGGGGAGGAAUGUAUUCCUCAGACCUGGGACAUGUUUUAUGAAAAAUGGGGCUUUAUGAUUAUCUUCUGGAACUUUGCUGGCGUUCCUUUUACCUACUGCUAUCCAGUGCUGUAUCUCGCUUCCCAGGAGCCGGAAAAGUAUCAGUUCCCGGUGGCCGUCUACAUCUUACUCUUCACCACGUUACUCACAGCCUACUACAUCUUUGACACCUCAAUGUCCCAAAAAUCUCGGUUCAAGAUGCAGACGCAGGGUACCUACAAUCCUCGUUGGGCAUUUCCUCAGUUGCCGUAUGGGACUAUUGAAAACCCUACUUUCAUUGUAACUGCACAUGGGAAUAAGCUGUUAACAUCCGGGUGGUGGGCAUAUGCACGCAAGCCAGUAGAACUACACCGCCGAUUGGAUCCAGGCCUUAACUUGGAGCCUGAGUACUGGUCCACCGAUGCAGCCGAGACUUUGAACGCUGCUCGCGCAAGUACGGAAAAGACUGGGAUCGGGAGCCUCGGAGCUGAACUGAGGCCCAUUGCCGUAAGCACAGCUUUGGCUCGGGACUUGUCAUUCGUCCCAGCGAAUCUUAAAAGCUCAAUCACUCCACCUUUCUCACUCGUUCAUGCAUACUACCCCAUCGCCCUCGAUGACGAUCCCGCCACCCUGGCGGAGAUGCAGGCUCUGAAAGUACCUGGUCGAGUGUCCAACUCUGGUCCUCCGUUCAACCCCAAACUUGGCCCUAGCGUCGGAGAAACCCUCCCUCUUCCUAUCUUGAAUUUCUUGCUGCGACGGUUGGCUCUGACUCUUCCCGGCUUCCAAGAUGUUCCCAAAGAUGUCUGGUCUCAGCAUGCGCAACAAAUACUGGAGGCUCUUGCGGCACAGGACUUGAGCGACAGCUUCGAUAAGGGGUCAAUCAGUAAACGAAAGAUUCUUGGAUUUGCUGUUGUAAUUGUCGCAGAGUACGCAGUUAGGGGUGCUCUGGGCGGUGUACCGGGUCGGGGUUCACAUAGGGAAAAGAUACAAGAUAAAUGGGAUCCAAACAACCCGUCAGAUGUUUUGCGUGCAUGGGACGAGAUGAUUUAUGGGUUUGCGUAUGGCACUCAGAUGGAUGAGCUUGUUGAAUUAACAGCUCAAACUGACGACUUGACCAAAUUACCACCGAUGCUCCAAGCGGCACAUCAGUUUGCGACCAUGACUUGCGCCUCUUUUCUUCAUUAUUUGCUCGUUGUUAACCCUGCUGGACCAACCCUUGUUACACUUAUCAAGCGCGUACACGGGCUGCUGCCUUAUGGUCUCCUGCGACAGACCUUACGUGUAAGCAAUGCUGCAACGUUGCUGAGUGCAGUGCUGCGGAUAUUCCUACAACAUACACCCAGUGUUCGAGGAUUUUUCAGCGGAAAGAAAGGGCAAAACCUACUUCAAACAAUCAUGUCAUCUAUCCUUGGGGGUGACGAAACACGCAUCAUGCGGCGUAUCAGGGAGCUGGACUCCAGCCCUGAUGCGGGGACGCCAGAGCAAGUCGCGGCAAUUGAUGACUACGUUCAGAAUGGCACUCGUGAAGAAAAGCUUGAGAUUCGUGAUGCGAGUGUCAUUGAGUCACGUUCGAUCGUUGCUAUCAUUCUGCUACGCAAUAAACUCCCGCUCCCCACCUCAGAAGAGGUUCACACCAACCUAUUAAAUCGGCUAUCCCUCGCUCUCGCAGCCAGAGACCGCCAGCGGCUGAUUUCUGUGCUCUGUGAAAACCCAGUCGAUACCGAAGACCAUCUUGCCAACCUUAUCCGUGCAGUCGGCAAUGCAUUUGACCCCAUACUACGUGGUGUACAUCGUGCGACGGACUUUGCGGGCGCUAUAACCGACAUUCAAGCUUUCCUAGAUGCGCUGCUGGUGCUCGCCGAGGAUAAAUCAUCUGGUCCUGCCGAGUACUUCGAAUUAUGCAAGGAACACCAGAAAAAUAUCCACAAGUUCUUACACGCAUUGGCCAAGAAUGCCCCAGAGCUCAAGGAGGCAUACUUGAAAUGGUACAAGGAAUGCAUGAAGGUCUAUGCCCGCCCCAAGGGCGGAUAUGCGCCCCCAGCUGCAGAGUCGGGUUACGGAGAAGCCAAUAGCGCAGGCACUCUCACACCAGACCUCUUGAAAUUGGUUCAAGAUUUAUCAGACCAAGACCGCGCAACUGUUAUGGCCGAAAUCGAUGAGUACGUGGCCUGGUUGGAGGAUCUCUCAUCCAAGUCGGAGGACCGUACGGACAAGCUGAUCGCUUCUUCUACCCCGAGGCCUAAAGUUGGCCCGGGUAUGUAUCUUGCAAUGUGGGAGGACAUGAUUGCGUCAACUGGCGUAACUCCAGUCGAGGUGCAGGGGCCAGUGAGGUAUGGAACUACCGAUAGCGUGCAGAGCGCAAGCCGGAAAGACGAUGGCGAGCAUGGUGAAGCUGCUGCGCCGCGGCUGUAUGUUGGGACAGGGAAAGCUGCGCCCAAAAUGCCUAAGACUCGAGAGGUCUUAUCGGGUCCAUUUGAACAGCUGCUGAUCAAAAUUUGCAUGAAGUAA
Molecule: messenger RNA, 3354 nt
Organism: Rhizoctonia solani
Lineage: Eukaryota; Fungi; Basidiomycota; Agaricomycetes; Cantharellales; Ceratobasidiaceae
Product: C-14 sterol reductase ERG24
Exons: 16
Coding region: 1-3354 (1117 amino acids)
Biological process (GO): ergosterol biosynthetic process
Cellular component (GO): endoplasmic reticulum membrane
Molecular function (GO): Delta24(24-1) sterol reductase activity
Source: RefSeq, a predicted model, not a curated record